Suillus subalutaceus is the source of this 915-nucleotide messenger RNA. RefSeq lists its product as uncharacterized. The transcript has 10 exons. Lineage: Eukaryota; Fungi; Basidiomycota; Agaricomycetes; Boletales; Suillaceae. The coding region runs from base 1 to 915 and encodes 304 amino acids. The record is from RefSeq and is a predicted model, not a curated record.
AUGAGUAACGACAAGAACCAUCCCUCUUCCAGUGAUCCUUUGCGCAAGUGCAGUGGUUCUGCACUUCAAUUGGGCCCACAUAAAAAAGUGGCUUCAUCAAAUCCCCUUGUCCUGCAUGGCCAACAUUUUGGUCGGACAGAUUUUGCCUUAUGCAACUAUCCUGCUCUUCUAACUGCAGGGAUCCUCCGACUCGAAGAAUUGCAAGACUCUCCUAUAGAGGAUUACCCAGUGGAGGUGUUCAUGGAUUUAAUAGAUUCAUAUCCUGGACUUUUAAAUCAUUUGACCUCAGGCGAGGAAGAAGACAUUAUCCAUGUGGGAGAAUUGCUAGGUAAAGGAGCUUCUGUUCUUGAAUGGCUUGUGCCCAGAGGAGAAGUUGUCAUACCGCCUCUCUCCCAAAACAUCAAGUCUGACCGUGGGUUUAAUCAUGAAAUCACCAGGCUUGACUGGUCUGGAUGCAGCAUAAUCAGAAUUAAGCUGAGCCUCAAGAGUGGUGAAACCGCAGUUCGUGGUGACCAGUGGCUCAUGUUUCUUUAUGCUAGGUAUGACUAUGAUCUUGAAGAUCCAUGGAAGGGCUUACUCAGGAGCGAGAUACUAAUUUUCAUAACUACGCGCUCCAGCAAUGCUUACCUUCACGGCAUAAAAUCUGUAACCAAAGGCUCCCUCGCCUAUAUUGCUACACAGGUUUGGUUUUCGUUAAGUUCAUUGUCAGUAUUUUCACAAACCGACACCGUCACGGACUCUGAAAAUUUUUAUAACAGCAUUCUUGACCUGUUGGAGGAUCCCAAUGAAAGUGAGGAGGUUGUUGACCUCAUGAUGUGGUGGACGCAGCGCAGUAUCAGCGAAAACAGUGCACUGUCGAAAAUUUGGGCAAAAUGUGCUGCCUUGCAAGAACAAGCCAAUACUGACACUACUUAA